This is a messenger RNA of Gossypium raimondii (Peruvian cotton), 3152 nucleotides long. Its product is annotated as beta-galactosidase 9. Gene Ontology annotation, biological process: carbohydrate metabolic process. Gene Ontology annotation, cellular component: vacuole; cell wall. The coding region runs from base 207 to 2879 and encodes 890 amino acids. The transcript is spliced from 19 exons. Gene Ontology annotation, molecular function: beta-galactosidase activity; carbohydrate binding. Lineage: Eukaryota; Viridiplantae; Streptophyta; Magnoliopsida; Malvales; Malvaceae. The record is from RefSeq and is a predicted model, not a curated record.
CUGAAGCCGAUGUAGAAAACUGUCCUAAUCCUCAAACAACCAAAUUUGCUUUUAAAAUACAAUUUGAUCGGUAGUUGCUAAGUGGUGGCACCUUCGUCCAUGCUUCACUCUUUGUCUUCUCUCCUUCUCUUCAACUUUCUGUCUUCUUCGAUCUUUUUAUCAAUCAACAAAUUGAUCCAUUCCCUUUUAUCUCCCAGUAAUUGAAGAUGGUGGUUUUUGAAAACAAAGCUAUUCCUAAGCUUCUUUUAGUGUGUCUCUUCGUCCAAUUCUCAGUCUCCGCUGCUAAUUUCUUCCAACCAUUCAAUGUUACGUACGACCACAGAGCUCUGAUCAUCGAUGGUAAACGCCGUAUGCUCAUUUCUGGUGGAAUUCAUUACCCUCGUGCUACUCCUCAGAUGUGGCCUGACCUGAUUGCAAAGAGCAAGGAGGGUGGAGCAGAUGUUAUUGAAAGUUAUACAUUUUGGAAUGGGCAUGAACCAGUCAGAGGGCAGUAUAAUUUUGAAGGAAGGUUUGAUCUUGUCAAGUUUGUGAAGCUAGUGGGAGACAAUGGACUCUAUUUCCUUCUCCGUAUAGGUCCUUAUGUUUGCGCUGAGUGGAAUUUCGGAGGCUUUCCUGUCUGGCUGCGAGAUAUCCCUGGCAUAGAGUUUCGAACAGAUAAUGAACCUUUUAAGAGGGAGAUGCAGCGCUUUGUAACGAAGAUUGUGGAUUUGAUGCGGGAGGAGAAGCUCUUUUCCUGGCAGGGUGGUCCUAUUAUCCUCUUGCAGAUUGAGAACGAAUAUGGAAAUAUGGAGGGUUCAUAUGGCCAGAAGGGGAAAGAGUACGUCAGGUGGGCUGCUAACAUGGCUUUGGGUCUAGGUGCUGGGGUUCCCUGGGUGAUGUGCAAGCAAACUGAUGCUCCGGGUGAUAUAAUAGAUACCUGCAAUAAUUACUACUGUGAUGGUUAUAAACCAAAUUCCCCUAACAAACCAACAAUCUGGACAGAAAAUUGGGAUGGAUGGUACACCUCAUGGGGAGGAAGAUUGCCUCACAGACCAGUUGAAGAUCUUGCAUUUGCAGUAGCACGUUUUUUCCAGCGUGGAGGGAGCUUGAUGAACUAUUAUAUGUAUUUUGGUGGGACAAACUUUGGCCGUACUUCCGGUGGGCCCUUCUAUAUUACUAGUUACGAUUAUGAUGCUCCAAUUGAUGAGUAUGGUUUACGAAGUGAGCCAAAAUGGGGACACUUGAAAGAUCUUCAUGCUGCUAUUAAGCUCUGUGAACGUGCUCUAGUGGCUGCUGAUUCACCUCAGUAUAUGAAAUUGGGACCAAGGCAGGAGGCACAUGUAUACUGGGAAAAUACCCAGAGUACUGUUCUGAACACUACCCUUUCUGAAAGUCAAAGUGCAUGCUCUGCUUUUCUUGCAAACAUUGAUGAGCAUAAUACUGCGACCGUAAUAUUCCGUGGUAAAUCAUACUCUUUGCCACCGUGGUCUGUAAGCAUUUUACCUGACUGCAGUAAUGUGGCAUUCAACACUGCAAAGGUUGGAGCACAAACUUCUGUGAAACUGGUAGAGAAUGCCCUAUCUCCAAAAAUAUCUGCACCUGAACUUGUCAUGACCAAAAAUGAGGUUUCCAGUAUCCCAGAAUCCUGGAUGUCUGUAGAGGAGCCAAUUGGUAUAUGGAGUGAGAGCAAUUUUACCGUUCAAGGCUUGUUGGAGCAUUUGAAAGUGACAAAGGAUGAAUCUGAUUAUCUCUGGCAUAUGACCAGAAUAUAUGUUUCUGAUGACGAUGUUGCAUUUUGGGAGGAAAAUAAAGUUAGCCCCACUCUUGUAAUUGAUAGCAUGCGUGAUGUAUUGCGGAUAUUUAUUAAUGGGGAGCUUAUAGGCAGCGUAAGUGGUCACUGGGUCAAGGUGUUGCAGCCUGUCCAAUUUCAACAAGGUUACAGUGAUUUAAUGCUGUUAUCUCAGACAGUUGGUUUGCAGAACUACGGUGCCUUUCUAGAGAAGGAUGGUGCUGGGUUUAGAGGACAAAUUAAGCUUACUGGAUUUAAAAAUGGGGAUAUUGACCUUUCUAAGGCUUCAUGGAUCUACCAGGUUGGCCUGAAGGGUGAGUUCCAGAAAAUAUUCACCAUAGAAGAAAAUGAGAAAGCAGGAUGGACAAACUUGAAGCUUGAUGAUACUCCCUCCACAUUUACUUGGUACAAGGCAUACUUUGAUUCUCCCGAUGGGUCAGAGCCCAUUGCUAUUGACUUAGGAAGCAUGGGAAAGGGCCAAGCUUGGGUCAAUGGCCAUCAUAUUGGAAGAUACUGGAAUCUGACAGCCCCAAAAGAUGGAUGUCCGGAUAGCUGUGAUUAUCGUGGAGCAUAUGGCUCCAACAAGUGCAUGACAAAUUGUGGGAAGCCCACUCAAACCUGGUACCAUGUGCCAAGAUCAUGGUUACAGGCAUCAAACAAUUUACUUGUGAUAUUUGAAGAAAUUGGUGGGAACCCAUUUGAGAUUUCAGUCAAAUUACGUGUGCCUCGAAUUCUCUGUGCUCAAAUGUCCGAGUCCUACUAUCCACCUCUUCGAGAAUGGCUUCAUCUAGAUCUUAUUGAUGGAAAAGUCUCCAUAAGUGACAUGAAACCACAGAUUCACUUGCAGUGUGAAGAUGGGCAUAUAAUCUCCUCUAUAGAAUUUGCUAGCUAUGGAACUCCUCAUGGAAGCUGCCAGAAUUUUUCUAAUGGCAAUUGCCACUCUCCAAAUUCAUUGUCUGUGAUAUCCGAGGCUUGUGUAGGAAGAAACAGUUGUUCCGUUGAAGUUUCAAACUCUGGAUUUGGAAGUGACCCUUGCCGGGGUGUUCUCAAGACAUUGGCUGUUGAAGCUAGAUGUGUGUCAACAUCAACUAUUGGAGUCUCCCAGUUCUAAUUCGACAGGAGGGUGAUGCAAUGAAGAUAGUUGUUGUUAACCGGGUAACUACCUCUGCUUAGUUGCAAACCAGUUGCAAUGAGCAUUUCAGUUACAUCGUUUGUACAAGAUUUCAGAAGCUUGUAUGUUCAGACAUGUUUUCUGAAUAAUACCGGUAUCAAGCAAUUCCUGUACUAUAUGUAUGUAAUAAUGCGGUGAACUCUAUAUCUGAAGUUUUAAUGUUGUAAAUAAACUGUAUAUAGUUUAUAUCAUGGCAAUCUGAAACACAAUAAA